CUCUCUCUCUCUCAUUUUUAUUCCCCUAGCUAGCUAGCGUACUCUCUCUUCAAUUAUACAUAUAACCGACUCUCUCUCUCUCUAGACUACCCAUCCCUUAUAUAUUGAUUUAUCAUCGAAGAAGAAGAAGAAAAAAAAUGAUAUUUCGUCAAAAUUAAGAAGAUCAUCAUCAGAAGCUAGCUUGCAGUUUGAACAUGGGUUUUUCAGGAGCAUCAGAGGAAGAGCGGAAUUAAGGUUGUUGUUGGAGCUACUUUCAUGGCGAACAAUAGAGAAACACAAAUACUAGACCAUUCACACAACACUACUCCGCAGCAAAGCCAGCUAUUUCAAGAUCAUCAUGGACGUAAUCAUCAUCAUCAGCAGAGGAUUUCAUUCGGAAUGAUGCAAUCAUCUCCAUCAUCAUCGUCAAACAUUCCUGCCAAUUUCAUAAGCAAAGACAGUACUGGAGCUUAUAAUGAUUUGGGUGAGUUAGAUCAAGCCCUUUUUCUUUAUCUUGAUGGUCAAGACCCCUCAUCACUUCAACACCAAAGACAGAGUUCUGGGAUGAGGCCUCCCACAUUAAACAUUUUCCCUUCUCAGCCUAUGCACGUAGUAGAGCCAUCAUCAACAAAGGCAGCAAGUGUUGGAUUAGUUUCUCCUGCAACCACAGCUGGUUCAAAGAGAUCAUCUGAGCCGUCCAUGGAAUUAUCCAACCCCAAAAACAAUGAUAUUGCCUCUGGACAUGAUCAACCAGCCAAAGCUAUCAAGCGAGAAGGAAACCGCAAAGGUCCAUUAUCAAAUUUAGAGCAGGAAGGACCCAAAACACCAGACCCUAAGACAUUGAGGAGACUUGCCCAGAAUAGAGAAGCAGCUAGGAAAAGCAGACUUAGAAAAAAGGCUUAUGUUCAACAGCUAGAGUCAAGUAGGAUCAAGCUUACUCAACUAGAACAAGAACUACAAAGGGCAAGAGCUCAAGGUGUAUUUCUUGGUGGUGCUCUUUUGGGAGGAGACCAAGGCCUUCCUGUUGGUAUCAACAACAUUAGCUCAGAUGCAGCGGUGUUUGAUAUGGAGUUUGCAAAAUGGCUUGAAGAGCAUCAACGAGUCAUAUACGAGCUGCGAGCAGCAGUACAAGAGCAUCUACCCGAGAAUGAACUUCGACUCUUUGUGGACAAUUGCUUAGCACACUUUGAUGAGAUCAUGACCCUCAAAAGCAUGGUUGUCAAAUCCGAUGUCUUUCAUCUUGUUUCCGGUAUGUGGAAGACUCCGGCAGAACGUUGCUUCAUGUGGAUCGGAGGCUUUCGCCCAUCUGAGCUCAUCAAGAUUGUUGUGAAUCAAGUAGAGCCGUUGACAGAGCAACAACUGUUGAGUAUAUAUGGAUUACAACAAUCAACACAGGAGGCGGAGGAAGCUCUAUCUCAAGGGCUUGAAGCUCUGAAUCAGUCUCUCUCCGAGACCAUUGUUUCUGACGCAUUGAGCUAUCCCGCUAAUAUGGGCAACUACAUGGGCCAGAUGGCCAUUGCCAUGAACAAGCUCUCAACCCUUGAAGGUUUUGUAAGACAGGCAGAUAAUUUGAGGCAGCAAAUGAUUCACCGGCUACAUCAAAUCCUGACGGUCCGUCAAUCCGCGAGGUGCUUCCUGGCCAUCGCUGAGUACUUCCAUCGCCUGCGAGCUCUCAGCUCUCUCUGGGUGGCACGUCCCCGCCAGGAAUAAACCAAAUCUCGAAGAAAAAAACAGAACAAAAAAAAAAAAAUCUACUUACCUUCAUAUCUUUUAAUCUUUCCUUAGAUUUUUAUGGUUUCUCUUGUACGUGUCCCUUUCAACAUAGAUGUAAAGAUAGACUGAAAUCAAAUAGAUUAUGAUUUUAAAAGUAAAUGUACUUUCUCUC
Cornus florida is the source of this 1864-nucleotide messenger RNA. RefSeq names its product bZIP transcription factor TGA10-like. The record is from RefSeq and is a predicted model, not a curated record. Bases 256 to 1689 code for a protein of 477 amino acids. NCBI's taxonomy places the organism in Eukaryota, Viridiplantae, Streptophyta, Magnoliopsida, Cornales, Cornaceae. The transcript is spliced from 11 exons. Gene Ontology annotation, biological process: DNA-templated transcription; regulation of DNA-templated transcription. Gene Ontology annotation, molecular function: DNA-binding transcription factor activity; sequence-specific DNA binding.